GCGCCAAACAAAGAUAUGAGGAUCUUCACAAAGCUCUCUGCACCACUCUGCCUCCUUUUUGUCUUCCUCUGUCUUAAAACUGCCUUCUCAUCCUCUAUACAUGCUUCUUCCUUCUCAACAACGCAUCUCUGCUCUCAUGAGGAGGCUCUUGCUUUGCUGCAAUUCAAGACAUCCUUCUCCAUCAAUUACACUGUUCCGUAUCCAGAUUAUUGUGGGGAAAGUUAUUCUAAGAUUGAGUCAUGGAAGGAAGGUAUAGACUGUUGUUCCUGGGAUGGGGUUAGCUGUGAUAAUGUCACAGGCCAUGUAAUUGCCCUUAAUCUCAGCUGCAGUUUCCUUUAUGGCACCUUUCCUUCCAACAGCAGGCUUUUUCUCCUCAAAAACAUGCAGAGCCUCAAUCUCGCCUUGAAUGAUUUUAGGCAUUCCAAGAUUCCAUCAAAAAUCAGUCAGUUUACUAGACUAAAGCAUCUUGAUAUCUCUUAUUCUGGAUUUUCGGGCCCAGUUCCAGGAGAAAUCGCUCACCUCCCCAAGUUAGUUUCUCUCAAUCUCUCCAUUGGGUACAAUUCUUUUGACUUGAUCCUUGAAACAACUACCUUGAGAAAUCUUGUUCAUAACUUGAGUGAGGUGAGAGAACUUGUGCUUAGUGGAGUGAACAUGACAUCUGUUAAUCCUCGUUUCUUCAUGAAUCUCUCUUCUUCAUUGACUACUCUUGAUCUUAUCGAGAGUGGGUUAAGCGGAAACUUUCCAAACAGUAUUUUCCGCUUUCCAAAUCUCAAGAAUUUUUAUUUAAGUGCAAACCGAAACCUCACUAUUGAUCUUCCAAGUUCCAAUUGGAGCAGUCCUCUCCAACAGUUGUAUUUAGAUGAUAUGGAUUGCGGAAGGCAAUUGCGAGAGUCUAUAGGAGAUCUGAAGACAUUACAGUCUCUGGGUCUUGGCUGCAACUUGGAAGGUUCCAUUCCAGCUUCCAUAGGGAACUUAUCUCAACUAACUGACCUAAGCCUCUCUUCUAACAAUUUUAACGGACAAAUCCCACCAUCACUUGCAAACCUCACACAACUUACCUCUCUUUACCUUUUAAAUAAUCAGUUUUCUGGUCCCAUUCUAGCUUCCAUAUGUAACUUAAGGCAACUUACUAGCCUACACCUUUUUUCUAACAAUCUUAGCGAACAAAUCCCAUCAUCACUUGCAAACCUCACCCAACUUACCUUUCUUGACUUUUCAAAUAAUCAGUUUUCUGGUCCCAUUCCAGCUUCCAUAGGUAACCUCACCCAACUUACCUUUCUUGACUUUUCAAAUAAUCAGUUUUCUGGUCCCAUUCCAGCUUCCAUAGGUAACUUAAGGCAACUUACUACCCUAUACCUCUAUGCUAACAAUCUUAGCGGACAAAUCCCAUCAUCACUUGAAAACCUCACCCAACUUACCUAUCUUUCCCUUCCCUAUAAUCAGUUUUCUAGUCCCAUUCCAGCUUCCAUAGGUAACUUAAGGCAACUUAUUAACCUAGGCCUCUCUUCUAACAAUCUCAGCGGACAAAUCCCAUCAUCACUUGCAAACCUCACCCAACUUACCUUUCUUUACCUUUCCAAUAAUCAGUUUUCUGGUCCCAUUCCAGCUUCCCUAGUAGCACCUGACAUGUUCUCGGCACUUCAAAAUCUCGAAAUUCUUGACCUUUCUCAUAACAACUUAAUCGGGAAGAUUCCAAAUUGUCUUCCUAAGUCUCUCUCGGUGCUGAAUUUGCAGGCCAAUUACUUUGAUGGAAAUAUACCAUUUGCGUUUCCAGAGGGCUGUGGAUUACGAAAUCUCAACUUACAUGGAAAUCAAAUGGACAGCUUAUUACCAAGGUCUUUGGUGAAUUGUAGCAUGUUAGAGGUUAUAGAUGUUGGCAACAACAACAUAAGUGAUACAUUCCCUCAUUGGUUGGAAUCUCUAUCACACCUUCAAGUGCUUGUCUUAAGGUCCAACAAGUUCCACGGUUCUGUGCAGAGCACCAAAGAAAGUCCAUCUUUUCCCAAGUUGCGAGUUCUAGACCUCUCUAGCAAUUAUUUUGUUGGUGCUUUGCCUGUUCAGUACAUUGAAAAUUUUAAGGCGAUGAUGGACCCUCAUAAAGAUGGUGGUUCCCCUGAAUACAUGAUGGUGUCGACGAGAACCAAUUCUUAUCAAUAUUCAGUGGUUGUGACAUGGAAGGGAUUCGACUAUGAGCUGCAGAAAAUCUUGACCAUAUUCAGUAGUAUUCAUCUCUCAAAUAACAAGUUUGAGGGAGAAAUUCCAGAUGUUAUUGGAAAGCUUAGUUCUCUCAAAGGGCUUAAUCUUUCUCAUAACAACCUUACUGGUCAUAUCCCACCGUCACUAGGGAAUUUGACGAAUCUGGAAUGGUUGGAUCUCUCUUCCAAUGAGCUAGCGGGGAAAAUUCCAGAUGAAUUGGUAUCUUUGACACAACUUUCUGUAUUGAAUCUUUCAAAUAAUCAUCUUGUCGGACGCAUACCACAGGGCAAUCAGUUCAACACCUUUGGAAAUGGUUCUUAUGAAGGAAACAUUGGACUGUGUGGAAUCCCAUUGUCAAAAUCUUGUGAUGGAAGUGGGACACCGCCAAGCUCCUUCCAAGAAAAAGAUGAGUUGUGGAGAUUUGGGUGGAGAGUUGUGGUGUUAGGCUAUGGAUGUGGAGUUGUUUUUGGACUGCUGAUGGGAUAUCUUUUCUUCCGAACAGGAAAACCGAAAUGGUUUGUGUCUUUGUUUGAUGGCCGACCAAUUCAUUUGAGAUCGUUAAGCAUAGAAAGCAAUGAUCUGGGUGGUGACCAAGGUGAGGUUUUAGGCCUGGAUUUGGAGUCUCUGAAGAUUUUGCUGAAUCGGGGAGUCUUUAUUGGGGCAAUGCUUUAUUGUCUUUUGGUUUUCGCGUGCAAGAGAGUGCUCGCGGUGGAGGGAGUGGUGAAUGUAGGGUACGGAGUGAUUGAGCGGUGGGCAUUGCUGUUGAGGAAUGCGUGGCCUAAGGUUUCUAUGGUUCUUAAGAUUUUCAAAGAGCAAGGUGUGAUUUUGACUGCACUUUUAGGUCUAUCUGCAUUCUUCUCAAUGGCAGAGACUUCUAUAACUACACUCUGGCCAUGGAAGGUUUGCUUUCUUGGUUUGAAGAUUGAUAGCUCUUAUAAUUAGUGAAUAGCAAUUGAAAUCUGAGUUUUAGUAUGGAAACAUCAACAAAGUUGAAAAAGAUAAAUAUAUAAAGUUGAAGAACAUUCACAGUUAUUGAUUGUUAGUGUUUCAGUAAUUUUGUGUUAUGGCUUAGAUAAAUAUAUGAAGUUUGUGCCUUGUCUGCCUCUUUUUGUGCUCGUAUGUAACUCAUUGUGAAUUUGUAGUAAAUUAGAGUAAAAGGCUUAAAUUUGUUUCAGGAUAAAUCUCUUUAAGUUAGCUCUUGAGUUGUAGAGUUCGUUGUUACAAAGUUUUGUACUUCCUUUGUAAACAAUAAAGGAAGAAUGAAUAAGAAAUCAUGUUGGGUAACUCUAAUAGACUGCAGAAUGAUCA
Messenger RNA from Rubroshorea leprosula, 3504 nucleotides. The record is from the annotation of a GenBank genome assembly. Lineage: Eukaryota; Viridiplantae; Streptophyta; Magnoliopsida; Malvales; Dipterocarpaceae.